AUGGGUAGAAUCCAUGAGACUUUGUGGCAUAAUAAAACCAGUUACGCUCACUCAAUUCUUUUUCUGGAGAAGUGUGGGAAAAUGGACGAGUGCCUCGAAACCUUGAAGGACGAAGAGGAAGCUCUAUGGGAGAACGUUGAAUGCAAUCGUCAUAUGCUGACCCGUUACAUCAACCCCGCCAAGCUGACCCCGUACCUGCGCCAGUGCAAAGUCUUGGACGAGCAGGAUGAAGAUGAGGUCCUCAACUCCCCGAUGCUCCUCUCCAAGAUCAACCGGGCUGGUCGUCUCCUGGACAUCCUUCAUACAAAGGGAGAGAGGGGCUACGUGGUCUUCUUGGAGAGCCUUGAGUUUUACUAUCCUGAACUCUACAAAUUAGUAACGGGGAAGGAACCCACGCGGCGUUUUUCUACUAUCGUUGUAGAAGAGGGACACGAGGGUCUCACUCACUUCCUGAUGAACGAGAUCAUAAAGCUGCAGCAGCAAGUCAAGACGAAGGACGCCCAGCGCUGCGAGCUCUUGGCCAAGUCCCGCCAGAUGGAAGACGAGAGGAAGCAGCUGAAGCUCAACAAGAUCGAGCUCCUCACCUUCCAGGAGAGAUACAACAAAAUGAAAGAUGAGAGGAACAAUUACAACGACGAGCUGAUCAAGGUGAAGGAUGAGAACUACAACCUGGCGAUGAGGUACGCCCAGCUCAGCGAAGAGAAGAACAUGGCCGUGAUGAGAAGCCGAGACCUUCAGCUCCAGGUGAGAGGAAGUUCUUGA
This is a messenger RNA of Thamnophis elegans (Western terrestrial garter snake), 762 nucleotides long. Its product is annotated as caspase recruitment domain-containing protein 11-like. Lineage: Eukaryota; Metazoa; Chordata; Lepidosauria; Squamata; Natricidae. The transcript is spliced from 4 exons. The coding region runs from base 1 to 762 and encodes 253 amino acids. Gene Ontology annotation, biological process: regulation of apoptotic process. The record is from RefSeq and is a predicted model, not a curated record.